Messenger RNA from Gadus macrocephalus (Pacific cod), 5537 nucleotides. It is a transcript of the gene sec31a, whose product is annotated as SEC31 homolog A, COPII coat complex component. Gene Ontology annotation, molecular function: structural molecule activity; protein binding. Gene Ontology annotation, biological process: intracellular protein transport; COPII-coated vesicle cargo loading; endoplasmic reticulum organization. NCBI's taxonomy places the organism in Eukaryota, Metazoa, Chordata, Actinopteri, Gadiformes, Gadidae. The transcript has 28 exons. The record is from RefSeq and is a predicted model, not a curated record. Gene Ontology annotation, cellular component: COPII vesicle coat; endoplasmic reticulum exit site. The coding region runs from base 205 to 4608 and encodes 1467 amino acids.
ACGGCGGGAGGAGCCUCGCAGUGCCACGUUGAUGGUCACCGCUGGAGACGUGGAAUCUCGCCCUGUACUCUGGGCCAGCGCACACAAGUACGAAGCUGCAGACGCGAAGGAACAUUUAAGAUUGACUUGUUUUUGUACAUAGUCAAGUUGUAUUCUUGCGUGCAUGUACAAAUCUAGCAUAAGAUCAACGUUUAGGAAGUCAGGAUGAAACUGAAGGAGAUCAAUCGUACAGCCAUCCAGAGCUGGAGUCCCUCACAGCAACAUCCGAUCUACCUGGCAACAGGGACCUCCGCACAGCAGCUGGAUGCCUCCUUCAGCACCAAUGCCUGCCUGGAGAUCUUUGAGUUGGACUUGGCCGAUACGUCUCUGGACAUGAAGUCUUGUGGCACCUUCUCGUCCUCUCACAGAUUUCACAAACUGGUGUGGAGCCCCCAUGGGAUGGACGGGGCCGGUCACCCAAACGGGGUCCUGAUCGCCGGUGGGGAGAACGGCGAUGUCAUCCUCUACGACCCGGCCAAAAUAAUGGCUGGGGACGACGACGUCAUCAUUACUCAGAGCGACAAGCACACAGGGCCAGUGAGGGCCCUCGACGUCAACCCCUUCCAAGCAAACCUGGUGGCGUCCGCAGGCAAUGAGUCUGAAAUCUACAUUUGGGACCUGAAUAACUUUGGCUCCCCGAUGACACCCGGACCUAAAACUCAGCCUCUGGAGGACAUCAGCUGCGUGGCGUGGAACCGUCAGGUGCAGCACAUCCUGGCCUCGGCCAGUCCCAGCGGCCGCGCCUCCGUCUGGGACCUCCGCAAGAACGACCUCAUCAUUAAAGUCAGCGACCACAGCAACAGGAUGCACUGUUCUGGGCUGGCCUGGAACCCAGAGGUGGCCACGCAGCUGGUCCUGUCGUCAGAAGACGACCGCAUGCCCGUCAUCCAGAUGUGGGACCUCCGCUUCGCCACGUCCCCGCUGAAGAUCCUGGAGAACCACACCAGGGGUGUCCUGGCCAUGGACUGGAGCUUGGCGGACCCUGAGCUGCUCCUGAGCUGUGGGAAGGACAACAGGAUUCUCUGCUGGAAUCCAAACACUGCAGAGGUUUUGUACGAGCUGCCCACCAGCACUCAGUGGUGCUUCGACAUCAAGUGGUGUCCCAGGAACCCGGCAGUGCUGUCAGCCGCAGCCUUCGAUGGCAACAUCGGCAUCUAUUCCAUCAUGGGAGGCAGCAGCCAGGCUCAGAACCAGAGGCAAGCGGACCAAAUCACCAACUCCUUCGGGAACAUGGACCCGUUUGGAACCGGACAGGCUCUGCCCCCGCUGCAGAUGCCCCAAGCCCCCCGCCCCGCCCCCCCUGCCAUGGUCAACCCCCUGAAGAAGCCCCCCAAGUGGAUACGCAGACCCGUCGGAGCCUCAUUCGCCUUUGGCGGCAAGCUCGUGACCCUGGACAACGCACCGUCGAACCCGCAGCAGCCCGCCAAGCACGUGGUGCACGUGAGCCAGGUCGUCACGGAGACGGCCUUCCUGGCGCGCUCCGACCUUCUGCAGGCCACGCUGAGCAACGGGAACUUUGUGGACUUCUGCCAGGAGAAGAUCGCCGCCGCGCAGGAUGGCUUCGAGAGGACUGUCUGGUCCUUCCUCAAGGUUAAUUUUGACAGUGAUGUCCGUGGACAAUAUCUUGAUCUACUGGGGUACAAAAAGGAGGAGCUAGCUCUAAAGAUUUCCACUGCCUUGAAGGAAAUGGCUGAAAAGCCAGAGACGGUGGUGAGGGCCCCUGCCGCUCUCCAGCCCACGGUGGCCCUAGAGCCGACCGAGGCCCCUGAAGACCUCCAGCCUACGACGGCCCCUGAGGCCUUCCAGCCUGUGGCGGCCCCUGCUGUCAGCAGCUUCAUGCCCCCCCCUGCUGACAUCUCUCCAGAGGCGGUGUUUGACCUCAUCUCGGCAGCAAACCUCCAGCCGGCCGACAAGCCGGCCCCCGCCCUCCUUCCCGAAGAGCCGGCCCCCGCCCCCCUUCCCGAGGAUGAGUUUGACCUGGACCUGGACGCUGAUAGCCCCGUAGACCUGGGCCUGGGGGAGGAGCUGGACCAGGAGCUCGAGGAGGGGGAGGAUGUGGAUUUGGGGGAUGAGGAGGAUUUCAAUUUGGAGGAAGAGGAGGAGGAGGAGAUACCACUACAGGAGGAUGUGGGUCUACCAGAAGAUGUGGCGGCUGAGCCAGCAGACCAGACCCCUGUGACGUUGGAGGACUCUGCUGUAGUCCCUGAAAUCGUCCCUGAUAUAGUCCCAGAUAUUGCUGCCCCCCCUGCUGCUGAUGAUACUGCUGCUCCUGUUGCUGCUCCUGCUGCUGCUCCUGCUGCUGCUGCUGCUGCUGCUCCUGCUCCUGCUCCUACUCCUGCUGCUGUUGCCCAGGGAGGCGUCCACCUCGCUGUUAGCCAAGACGUGGACGGGCUGAUCACCCAGGCACUGCUGACUGGAGACUUUGAGGGGGCAGUGGACCUCUGUAUCCUCGACAACCGCAUGGCCGACAGCAUCAUCCUGGCCAUCGCUGGCGGCUCGGAGCUCCUGGAGAAAACACAGAAGAAGUAUUUCUCCAAAACGCACACCAAACUUACCAAGUUGAUCAGUGCGGUGGUGAUGAAGGACUGGACGGACAUCCUGACGUCAUGUGACCUGGCCAACUGGAAGGAGGCUCUGGCUGCCGUCAUGACCUACGCCCGGCCAGACGAGUUCUCCGCCUUCUGUGACCUUCUGGGUGGACGCCUGGAGGUGUCCCAGGACGUCGUGCUCCAGGCGCAGGCGUCCCUGUGCUACAUCUGUGCUGGUAACGUGGAGAAGGUGGUGUCGUGUUGGACCCGGGCUCAGGCAGGGUACUCUCCCCUCUCCCUCCAGGACCUGGUGGAGAAGGUGGUGGUGCUGCGGCGGGCCGUGGAGCAGGCCCGGCGGGGCGGCGCCGCCCCCACCGCCAGCGGCGUCCUGCUGGAGGAGAUGAUGGGCCAGUACGCCGGCCUGCUGGCCUCCCAGGGCAGCCUGGCCACCGCCCUGGCCUACCUGUCGGGGAGCACCAACCAGCUGCUCCAUAAGCGUCUAACUCAAGCAUUGGGCCAACCACAACAACAACGACAGCAAGCACAACAACAACAACAACAGCAACCACAACAGCAACAACAACAACAACAACCACAACAACCACAACAACAACAACAAGCCAUGCCGGCCCCGCAGGCUGCUGCCCCGGCCCGGCAGAACCCCUACGCUGCGGCGGCGGCGGCCGGCCCCAGGCCCCUGUACAACCCGGGCCCGCCCUCCAUGGGGCCCUCCCAGCCGGCCCCGGGGCCCGCGGCGCCCCCGCCUACCUCCACUCCACCUCAACCACAGUAUUAUCAACCGGUGAGGGCUGCCUCCACUGUUACAUCGUGGAGUAACCAAACCCCCACAGCCCUCCCCAGUAUCCCCCCCGUUCAGCUAGCCAGUGGUCCCGACCAGCAGAACGAACCUCUGCCUCCUCCCAACGCCACGCACGGGAUGCCCGCCCCGGGCCCAGCGGCUGCCGGCGGCCCCGCGCCCUCCUCCGCUCCGGGGUACACGUACGCCCAACAGUACCAGCCCCAGGUCAGCCACUAUGGAGCGCCAGGGACCGGGCCCAACUAUCAGCCGUUCCAGUACCCUGCAGCUUCUCUAGCUGCCCCCCCCUCCCCCUCCUCCUUACCUCCGGCCCCUGGCUUCCGCUCUCAGUAUAUGCAGCCGGGCCCCGGGCCCUCUCCCGUAUACCAGCCUCUGUCGUGCUCUCCUCCGUACAACGCGCCCUACUUUCCGACUGCGCCUACCUCUUCCUCCGCCUCUUCGUCUCCUACCUAUGCACCCGGUCCUCUGGCCCACGGAACGCCGUUCCAACAUGGCGGGCCUGGAUCGCCUGUCUCAUACAUGCAAUCACCGUUUGGAGGACCAGGACCUCAGAACGGCUGGAACGACCCUCCUGCUCUUAACAGAGCAGGAACAAAGAAGAAGCAGGGCCUUGAGAACUACACUCCACCUGCCCCCAUCACCGCCCCCAUCAUGGGCCCCCCCGGCAGCGACCCCCAGGCCCAGCCCAUGUCCCCCGUAUCUCUGCAGGGAUCCAUGGACCCGGGCCAAGGGGCCUUCCAGGGCCCCUUCUCAGGCAGGCAGCAGCUCCCCCCCUCUUCUGGUGGUCACCCUGCCAUGCCUCAAACCAGCGUGGAAGGUCCGCCUGGAGCUCCGACGGGGGACCACAUACAGCCGAUGCAGUCCAUCCCCGCGGAGAAGAUCUUGAAGAAGCCCAUCCCAGAGGAGCAUGUGGUGCUCAAGACCACCUUCGAGGGAGUGAUCCAGAAGUGCUUGGCUGUUGCUAGUGACCCUCAAACCAAGAGGAAACUUGAUGAUGCCAGCAAGCGCUUGGAAGCCCUGUAUGACAAACUCAGAGAGCAGUCGCUCUCCCCAGCCAUUGUAGGAGGUCUGCACAACAUAGCAAGGAGCAUUGAGUCGAGGGCCUACACGGACGGCCUCAACAUCCACACCCACAUAGUUAGCAGCAGCAACUUCAGCGAGACGUCCGCCUUCAUGCCGGUCCUCAAGGUGGUGCUGACACAAGCCAACAAACUCGGAGUCUAAGAAUUAUAACCAAAACGGAGAUGAAAGUCUCCUGCAGAUAGAUUAAGAGUAAUCGGUUAGGUGUUACCAUGAAUUUAUACAGGAAUUAUUUUAGUAAUUCCUAAGCUUAAGGGAGCUUGACAUGAAAAUGAUUAAUUUCAAUCAUUACUGUUUUUUUCUGUGUGCCAAUCGUUCCUUUUAUUGCCUCACUUACAAAGUUAGGUGAGACAAAAGGGUUUGACCAAUACAAGCCAUACUCAUUGGGUCUUUACAACCCUCGGUAGUGGGGUACCCCCUGGUGCUCCAUGCUGAACCAUGAACAAUAAGGGCUACUCUGCAACCAGCCACACACUAACGCUUGCUAUCACUGCACAAUUUAAAUGACUUUAAUAUAAUUUAUCAUUUUAUUUGAAGUGAAUUGAAUAAAAGAAUAAUGUUAUGGAGCAAUCCAAUCAAAAAUAAAUUCAGAGUUUUAGAGUUUGGCCAGUUACAUUGGAUAAGAGAUAUUAUACUUGGCUGGAUUUUUCCAUCCAAGAUAAUAAAUGACAAGAGAUUAUUGUUCCUUGAUUUGCUGAAAUGAAAGGGAAUUUGUUUGUGUAUGAAAGAGAUCAAGGAUGAUGAUGAAUAAUGAAUCUGGAUUUCUUGGCAUUGAUAAACUCUAACUAGAGAUCGGUUAUCUGUGCAUCUUGCACAUAUGUCCCAUGUCUAGGUAAUACUCCUUUUAAAAAAAGAACAUAGAUACCAAUUGGAUUUAAAAUUUGAUGUGUAAUUGCAGAAAGAACAUUCUUUUUGUAAAAUUGGCUAUCAAUGUUUCUGUUUUUUUUUUUAGGCCAGAGGUUUGUUAAUGCAUUUUUAUAUCAAUUUGAAAGUCUUCUGGAAAUAUGUACAGUUUGGGAAACUAAUGCUGUUUAAAGAGCCCCAUUUCAACACAAUAAAAGAUCAUUACUAGA